AUGCCAUCUCUAGGGAGGACGGUUGUGGCUGUGGUGGCGAUGUGGUUACACUUUGGACAGGCUGUUGACUUCAGCUGUACAGUCCCCGCGGCUUUUCCUAAUGCGCCCCCUUUACCUACAGUAAUGGCCGGCAUCCAAUCCUAUCAGGCGCAGGUGGAGAUUACCCUACAGGAGAAAAACAUCACCAUGGUAACGGAGGAGUACCUGGAUGGCACCAGCAACCGAGGGGUCGUGUUCACUUACCGCCAGCACAAAAAGAUCCAGGAGAUUUUCUCGUUCGCGACAGACGAGAUUCUACGAGUCGACCCGGACGCAAAAUCGUGCCUCGUCACAAACUUGUCAGCUGAAGUAUCGACUAGCAUAUUUGGAUCGAUACAACCAGGGGCAGAUAAGAAACGUUUGUUUGGUAGCGCUGCUGCCCUUAGAUUCGCUGCUGACAGUAAUAUUGUAUACGUUGGCACCCGUACAGCCCGGGGCGUCCCAGCAAAUGUCUGGGCAGGGUGCAUCGACUCACCUAACGCCAGAGGCAAGGUCAAGGUCACCUAUUAUUUUAGCCGUCCUGGCUGGUCCAUGCCGUCUGCCACACUGCUGGCACCGCUCAAACUCGAAGUUGAAGGUCUGUCCUUGCUGCCACUCACUGCCACGCCCACCUCACCACCAGCGCCAUCUACCGGCUGGUAUUUUCACCAUGUUUACCAGUUCAUCAAUUUCCAGCCUACAGUUGGGGACGAUUGGUUAGUGUUCCAGGUACCAGAAGAGGUAAUCUGUGUCAACAGAACCAACACCAGAACGCUGCCAAAAUUUCCAGGGGUGUUCACGUAUAGGGCUGAGAUCAUUCAUCCAGGAAGUAGUUUGGUGACACACUACUCCAUUUGGUACAACCAGGAUUCUAAGCUUGUCAGAGAAGAUUCUAGAACUUCCAACCCUGGUCCUCAUGUCAACACCAAAGAUCCAGUUACUGAGAUCCAUGACUUUAACACUGCUGUCCGCCAUGUAAUGGAUCAAAAUGGAGGCUGUUCCAGCUUUCCAAUUGACCUUAACGCAGCAGAUUCUAAGGAAGACAUUGCCAGAUUUCAGUAUAAUAAAUCCAUUGUUGUUGACAUCAGAGAUCCAAGCAGCUUCUUCCAGUUCAAUGAUAAUUACAAAUACGCUGGUCAAAAAAUGGUGAGAGGAUUUCUCUGUGAUGCAUUCAGUGCCAUUAUACCAGGCUUUAAGGUGGAUGGACAAAAAGUUGAUGCCAAGUUUGAAUUUUACUUUUUGAGUGAUUCUUGGAAAGAUGUUCCAUUGAAUGGCCUUGAGACUUCAAACAGAGAUUACCCUGUUCAACUUGUUGUAUAUGCACCAGUGGUUGAUUACACCAGGGUCUAUAAUUUUUUUGACUUUGCUGAAAAUUUUAUAAUGGCUGACAUAUUUGAUGCUACACCUUGCUCAAAGUAUGAAAACAGAAUUAGAAUCCAGCUGACUUUUCCAGGUGAUUUUAACCCUGCUAAUAUGGAACAAUGGAAACAGAUUGUUUACUAUGAGCUGGCUGAAGUGAUGCAUGUCAGUCCACUACGGUUGAGCCGCAUCUUCAUAGAGAGUGAUGGCAACAAUGUUUACGUCAGUUUUUGGUUACUGGACACUCAGAACUAUGCCCAGUUUCAGCAGAGUGAUAAAUCAACCUUUGAACACCAGGAUGAUAAAGUCAUCUUUCAGGUGACUUCACCUUUGGACUGUGCUGACUUAUGUGUCAACAAUGAAGAGUUCCAGUGUAAUGCUUUUGAGUACUGCAUUUAUAAUAGAUAUGCCUGCAGGCUGUUGAAGGACCAUUUACCCACAACACCUUUGAUUGCAAAUGCCACUGAAUGUGUUUUUAGCACGCGUCCUAUAGCAGGAAAUGCAAUCAAAGAGCCAACAGUCAGCGUGGCUUACUCUACUUUAGAACAGGCAGUUCAUGGGAAAAAAUUUACAGUUGAUAUUCCUGAUGAUCAGAAUAAAAUUAGCUCAUAUACAGCAAUUAGUGUCGAGAUUCUAUCAGGCAAGCCAAUAGGAUCAAAGCCCUUACCAUCAUUACCCCUUCAGUUCUCAAACAGGAUAGAGACUGUGAUGUCAAAAUUUAAUAAAGUUUCUGAGACUUUUGUAUGGUAUGAUGGUGUGUCUGAUCUAGUCAGGUAUGAUACUAGAAACCCUGCCAGUCAAGACCCAUACAUGAUCACAUACAUACAUGACUUCAAAUAUGGUGUGUCCUAUAAGAUUGAUAGACAACAAGAAACCUGCGACAUUUCACCUAUUAGUCUGAACGCAUUUGACAUUGUCAGUGGCAAACCUCAACAAGAUGGCAGCUUGAUCCUAUUUAUGAAGUCACCUCAAAGUUUACUGUAUUUAGAUGAUUCCUACAGAUAUUAUGGCCAGAAAAAUGUUCGUGGGAUAUUAUGUGAUUUGUUUGAAUCAACAAGGACAGAUUUUAAUUUGGAGGCUUACAACAUGAGUUCACAAGAAAGCAUUUUUAGAUACUACUUUCAGUCAGAUGGCUGGGAUUAUGUUGUGCCUGAUGGAACAGAUAGUACACAUAACAAGCCAGUAAUGCUGCAGGUUGAAGAUAAAUCUGCCCAAACUUCCUUGACCUUCAACUUCUUUGACUUUGCUGACCAAUUCCAUCCAAUCAGUUACUUCGACACAUCCUUAUGUUACGACCCUCAACAGAAGCACACAUUUAUAAUUAUCUUCAAAAACCAGAGCUACCAUCCAGUGCUUGAUCAGGCUGCCAACAGUUUCAUCAACUCGUCUGUCAACCUGUUAGCCCUCCUGACCAAUAUUUCCAGACUCCAGUUCCAGCAAAUCUCGCUGACCUACGACGAGACCAGUGUGUAUCUAAAGGUGACAGCAUUAGGAACUAUUACACCUAUUGCCUUGUUUGAACCUGGCCCCAGUCUCCAGCCCAACCCUCCCAUCACCAACGAGAGGCCAGAAGACUGUGCAGCCAUGUGUGUCGGGACCAUGUCGCAAUGUCGCAGUUUUGAUUGGUGUGUUGAUCCUACAGGUACAUUCUGCCUGUAUGAUGGUGCCAAACCUGAUGCCCAGACAGCACAUCCUAACAGCAACUGUACACAUUACACCAGAUCAGACGAUAAUAUUUUCCCCUCUCUUGAUAUCACUGCUAUAUACAAUAUAAUUUCAAAUAAUGUCUAUAAUGGCCAGUUUAAGAUCAAAGUCACUCUUUUGGAUCUACAGAUAUCAGAGAUGAUCUCUUUAUCCCAAGUGACCCUGACUCUGCAGGAGUUAAACAGUGUGCUACAAAAGUUUGUCACCUAUACUGACAGUGUGUACAGUGAUUGGCUGGUUAAUGAGACCUUCACAGGACUCAGCGUGACUGACUGUGCUUACAUGUGUCUUCAGGAAAAUGUGUUUGACUGUGCAUCAUUUGAGUUUAGCUUCACUACUGAAAGGUGUCGCCUGAGUAGUGGUUACCCAGACCAAAAACGUGAUGGAUCAGUUUAUAAUAAAACAAAAAACGUCAACAUUUAUGCAAAGCUCUACACCAAAGACUAUACUAAGUACCCAGGUGAAGUAUUUACAACAGUGGCAGACAAAGUGUUAUCAAAUGUCCGUACUGAUGAAUCCUGUGCACGAGAAUGUACGAGCAACUUGAACUUCCAAUGUGAAUCUUUUGAAAUUUGUUAUGAUGGGACUUGUAAAAUCAGGAAGACACACCUGAUACAAACAAAGCCAAAAGAUGUGAUGAACUCUUCUGGGUGUACACAUUAUUCACGCAACCAUUUAUAUGACUAUGUAGAAAGACAACAGAAAACGAUUGAUGACCCGGAUGGAUCAUUGGCUGAUGUGACCAGGGUCACAGAGUGUGCUGACCUCUGCUCCACAGGUGAAGGUCAGCCAGCCUGUGCUAGUUUCACUGUGUGCAACUAUGAGCGGGGUGUCCAGAAGUGUACCCUGUCCAGACUUGACCCAACAGUCAACAAGUCUGUGGUCAUUCUGGAUGACAUACAGUGCACGCUAUACACCAAAAUUAAUAAUCAGAUGCCUCUGAUCAAUCCUUUUGUCAGUGAUGUAACUGCAAGCUCAUCAGUAUUAUCUAAACCCAUUUCAACCACUACCUCACCUGGUACUACACAAUCAACAGUGUCUAACAUGGCAACAAAUAAGAUCUCCAGAAACCUUAUUAUUCAAGAGAACACCAAAUCAUGUCUACACUCAUCCUCUAGUUCAGCAACAGACACAAGUGUCAGAAUUGGUAUAGCCUUUGGGACUUUAGUUUUAGGACUACUUGUUGGAGGUCUGGCAUCAUUUUUAUACUACAAAUUCCAUACAUCAGUGCCCAACCUUUUGAGAGAAACAUAGUGAUGAUCUCAGACUUUAAUGUGAUGGUGAUUUUACUGAUAAAAGAUUUCCUUGAAAUAUGUUGCUUUUGUGAUACUAUCAUUGAAUUGUUUAAUUCUUUGAAGUUAAAGAUUUAUUAAAGGUCUUUACUAUGAGACUUAAACUUAUCAUGGUUCAAAUUUCUAAAUUUGUUGUUUUUUAAAUAUCAAAUUGGUGCUAUGUAUGUAUUUAUCACGAUUGCCUUUUCAGAAUAAAAUAUCUGAAUGCGGUGAAAUAUAAAACACUGGUCAUGAAAUGUAUUUUUAAAAUAGAGAUAUUGUAAUGAACUUACAAUUAUGUAGACAACUCUUCUUUUAAUAAAAUAAACA
Messenger RNA from Physella acuta, 4682 nucleotides. RefSeq lists its product as uncharacterized. The record is from RefSeq and is a predicted model, not a curated record. Lineage: Eukaryota; Metazoa; Mollusca; Gastropoda; Physidae.